Messenger RNA from Balaenoptera ricei (Rice's whale), 2968 nucleotides. RefSeq names its product spermatogenesis associated 9 (gene SPATA9). The transcript is spliced from 5 exons. NCBI's taxonomy places the organism in Eukaryota, Metazoa, Chordata, Mammalia, Artiodactyla, Balaenopteridae. Bases 1 to 771 code for a protein of 256 amino acids. The record is from RefSeq and is a predicted model, not a curated record.
AUGCCAGUCAAACCUGUUGGGUGGAUAUGUGGGCAGGUGUUGAAGAACUUUUCUGGAAGAAUCGAGGGAAUCCAGAAAGUAAUCAUGGGCCUUAUAGAUGAGUUUAAAGAUGAAUUCCCUACCAUCCUAAGAUUAUCACAGUCUAAUCAGAAAAGAGAACCCGUGCAAAAAACAUCCAAAAUCAGAAUGGCUGUAGCUUUAGCCAAGAUCAACCGAGGAACAUUAAUUCAAGGAUUGAACAGCAUAUCCAGAUCCUCCAAAUCAGUUGCCAAACUUCUGCAGCCUCAGCUUGCUUGCAGACUUUUAGAGUUAAGGGACAUAUCUCAUCGUCUGCUCAAGGAAGUUAAUACACCAAAGCAACCCCUAUAUAACCUGCAGGUCAGAAAGGGAUCUUUCUUUGAAAUCAUUUCUUUCCCAGCAAAGACUGCUUUAACUAGCAUAAUGUAUGCUUCAUAUGCAGCACUCAUUUAUUUGGUAAUCUGUGUUAAUGCUGUGCUGGAGAAGGUAAUGAAAAUUUUCCAAGAAGAAGAAUCCAUAAGGCAAAACAGAGAGGAGAGUGAAAAUCUUAGAAAAGCCUUAAAAGCCUUUUCUGAGCCUGUGCUUUCUGAGCCUCUGUUUCCUGAAGGUGACGUCAAAGCAAAACCUUACAGGUCAUUACAGGAGAAGCUGGAGAAUAUUUCAGAUCGCCCCAAACUUCCUGCUAAUAAGUUGAGUAAUAAGAUCCAGGUUUUACAUUCUGUGUUUGACCAGUCAACUGAAAUGAAUGAAUGAGCAAAUCUGAACUUAAAUAUCACUGAACAGAGCUUAAGAGUUAUCUAAUGACAUUUCAUCUGACAAAAUUAGGAAACUAGUUUUCAUAUUCUGACUGCUCUGCUUUGAAAAAAAAAAACAGUCAGGGGACUACUGCUAAAACGUCAUUCUCAAGUAUUUAUGUGGUAGAGAAAAUAAAAUGAAUCGAUGUAGUAUAUAUGACUAUGGAUAUUUUUUGAUGAACCAGAAAAUGUACCAUUUGGUGUGUUAGACUCUAUGCUAUGGUUUAUAAUAUGGGCACGUUUAUAAUACAUUUAUGUUUUUAUUAAAGACUCAUUUAGAGUAUCUCUCCAAUUACUUAUCUGGGAGGGGAAAAAACCCUCCCUGUUAAAAUGUUACAUAUCUUUUUCAGAGAUAAUAAAAGGAUAUAUAUAUUUUCUAUCUACAGGCUGUAUAGUUGCAGUCUGCCUAUUAUCAGUUAUUUUAAAACUCAUCUGUAAAGUUAUGAAGAACUUGUAAUUCAUAGAUGUAAAUUUAUAAAACAAAAUAUUGUUUACAAAUCUGAUGAGGUCUGUAUAUGAGAGCAAGACAUGACAUGACAUUUUUAAUUUCCACAGCUAGAGGAACAAAUUAAGAACCAGAAGCCAAGGCCAUAUUACUAUUGUUGCCACUGGAUCCUGAGAAAAAAUGCUUCUGUGAUUGGUCCUGCAAACCAGGGUCAUGGAUUUGCCUGCAGGAGGUACUUUGGUUUCCUCCAUGCAUUUUAAAUUCUGGACACAUGUUAAGUCACUGGAGGAUUAGCACCUGAUAUAAUAGGCUGGGAUGUACCCAUCCCAGAGAUGGUACAUUUCCUGUACCUGAUGAGUAGCUGCUGCCAAAAAUAGUAUUUAUAAAAAGCCCAGCCCUGGCUCAUUAGUAGUCUAAUGAAUAGCAAGUGUUGGAAUAUGGGUAGCAUGUAGCAAUACAUCAGAAAAAAAAUGUAAUAAUAUGUAGCAAAGGGCUCUGUAAGCACAGCCUUAAUGAUACAUACUUUAUUCACUUAUUUUAACAAUAACCAAAGGAAAGGAUCCAGGUGGGCCCCUUAGAAUAUUAAGCCUUAAUUCAGUCCUGUGUCACUAAGAAGAUUACUGUGGUUUGAAACUAAGCUCCAAUUUUGACAAACAGCUUUUCUCACUCUGAAUUAAUAAUCUGUUCAUCCUAGUUCUUUCUGGUCCCACCUACUCUUAUAUUCUACUAUGUGAUGCUGAGUUUUAGAUGAUCAGUACCCAGGGUUUUAUAGUACAGUGUGGGCACGACGCAACCAGAACAGCGUUGGCCAUAAAUAACAGGCAUAGAAAAAGCAGGGUGAACCAACUUAGUAUCAACCCUGCCUAUAAACUCAGAAGACUCUGAGAAACAACACCCUAUAUCUCUUCUCUCUAUAACAUUUACAUGAAACACUUAGUUGUACAUACAUGCACACAAUUCUAUAAAAAUAAAAUUAAAAAAAACUUUAUUUGAAAAUUUCAUAUAGGCAUUCAAAGUACCUUGGCUCGCUGAAACUUUCACAUCUCGUAUGGCUGGGGAGCAGCUGUAUCUUCCUUACUUUGAAACUGCCUUGACUGGAGAGAAACGGAGCCAGAGUUUACUUGGUUUUGAUGUCAGGCAAAUUAAGUUUCUUGUUUUUAAAUUCAGCAUGUAAACUGAUCCCAUUUUGGGAGGUAUUUUUUAAGUAUAAAUGGUCUGCUAUAUAUUCGGAAAAACUGAACAGUUAAGAUUUAAGCAUUUCAGUGUGUUUAAAUUUUACCUAAAAAAAAUUAUAACGAUCAGUAGGGGAGGUGAUGAAUACAUGCAUCAAUGAAACAAGAAUGGAAGAAAGCUGGUAAUUGUUGAAGGUGGGUGGUGGAGGUUUAUUAUUCUGUUUACUUUGUAUACAUUAAAAUUUUUCCAUGAUAAAGUCUGCUAUAUCAAGUCGGGAUUUUCCCCCUAAAUUUUUCUUAGUAGAUCUAAUUUUUUUAACCUUUCUUCACUUUGGUUAUUCUAAAUUAUUUUCAUCCUUCUUAAAAUGCAUAUUCUAAACCUAUAACCUUCAGGUUCCAAUCAAUCCAGAGGAUUGGCUGAAGUGUAUUCUGUAGAUCCUGAUGAUGAUCCUGACAUCACACUAAGUACAUGUGCUUUUGAACCUUUCAUUUAUAUGAUUGUUAAAGAUAAUAAAUGUGCCUCUUUUGGAAAAAGUUAA